CUGGCACACCUGUACUCGAAAAUUUCCGGCUGUCAUGUGGCUAUUACAUAGUCAUAAUAAUCUAUAUUGUGCAUAUGAGACACCAAGGAAAAGUGUUAUAGUAUUUUACUGUAAUGGCAAGUAACGCACUUGUUGGUGAAAUACAAGAAACUUUCUUAUCGUGUCCGAUAUGUUUACAGACAUUUACAAAGCCAAAGGCGCUGUCGUGUUUACAUUCAUUUUGUGAAGAUUGUAUCCGGGAUUAUAUAGUUAGUCGCUAUGAAAAUCUUGGUCAUUUUCCUUGUCCAGUUUGCAGACAGAUCAUAUAUGUCCCUCAAAAUGGAAUAAGUGGAUUUCCUGACAAUUAUUUCAUCAAAAGUUUACAAGACACAGUAGAAUCUAGCGGCGGAGAAAUUAGUGCCAAAGAACUUUCUGGUAGUUAUGGUAGGAAUAGUAUUAACUGUACUGAACUAACAUCAGUUCUGCAGCCGGGUAAAGGACGUGUAGUAUUUACAAACCACAAAAACGCGAGACUGUUGAUUCAGUUCGGACAUUUCGGUGUUGGACAACAAGGUUUAGUUCAUGUUUCAGGACUUACUAUCUCCAAGGUAACAGACGACAUUGUUAUUGCAGACUGUAGUUUAAACAAAGUUUUGGUUUACUCUCUACGAGGCGAAUUUAGAUGUGAAUUUGUUUGCGAUUGUUCGAUACGUGACGCCACAUUAACAAGAGCAGGCACUGUUCUUUUGUCUGUUAGUCGUGCUGGGUCUAAUAACAUCCGAGAAUACGGGUUAGAUGGGCGACUCAUUGGUUCUUUCGGAUCUUUCUAUAAAUAUGAUAACCCUUUUGGUAUUACAGUAACGAGACAAGAUAAAAUUAUUGUGACAAGUUUACAACAAAACAACGUUCAAUUUUUUACCGAAAGGAAACAACCGUCUUUCAAAUUUGGGUCACGUGGUAGUGGCCUCAAUCACUUUCUUUUACCAUACUACGUUUGCACAAAUAGUAAAAAUAACGUCAUCGUAUCUGACAGUGGGAACCACAGAGUAAAAGUUCAUAAAAACGAUGGAACAAUUCUUCUGACAAUAGGAAAUCAAGGUUCUGAAAAUGGCGAACUAUUUUACCCAAUGGGCGUUUGCGUCGAUGACAAUGACAACAUUUACGUUGCAGAUGCCAAUAAUUUCCGUGUACAGAUGUUCUCACCAGAGGGAGACUUCAUCACAUGUCCAGUCAGUAAUACCUAUGAAUUUGGAAUGGACGUGAAACCAACGAAUAUUGGAAUACACCACGAAAAACUAGUUGUUGCUAUGCGUGGUACGAAAUUUUCUCAAAUUCAUGUCUAUGACUGGGACACCAAAGCAUAUAAUGGGAUCCCCAAAAAAUCAUCAUCUAUUACAUUUUCUUGUUGCCCGUGUUUUAAAAGUUCUGGGUAUACAUAUGAAGAGAUAUAAAUAAUGAAUUAUGUAAGAGCUGAACGAAAUCAAGAUAAAAUGUUUAAGUUAUCACAAAACUAGUCAGUCACUAUCAAAUGAAAUAAAUGGGCAUUGAUAUUAUAUUAACAUAAUUUUAUACAGAUUUGUAUACAAUUUAUAAAUUUGUAACAGCUGUGAUAUUAAUAUAACUGUUUUAUUAGGUUCGAUGUUACAGAUAUAAAGAAAAUUAUUGUUAUUUAAAUAUUUUAUAUACAAAUUAUAUUGCUGUUAUAAUUUAUUGUUUAUGGGCAUUCCUGAAAACUCGUACAACAUUAUUUUUUACCAUUUUUCUUUCCGUGAUAUAUUUUAAGGAGCAAAGCAAUGUGAAUAUUCAUUAUACUCUUAGAUAUUGUAGCAUUUAACUAAGAUUCACUUAUAAUUUUAGGCAAAUGAAGGUCUAAUUUGUAUGAAGUUUGUAUUUGUAUUUCGGUUGAUAUUUUU
This is a messenger RNA of Mytilus californianus (California mussel), 1892 nucleotides long. RefSeq names its product tripartite motif-containing protein 2-like. Gene Ontology annotation, biological process: negative regulation of translation; protein polyubiquitination; proteasome-mediated ubiquitin-dependent protein catabolic process. The transcript has 2 exons. Gene Ontology annotation, molecular function: ubiquitin protein ligase activity; translation repressor activity; protein binding. Lineage: Eukaryota; Metazoa; Mollusca; Bivalvia; Mytilida; Mytilidae. The record is from RefSeq and is a predicted model, not a curated record. Bases 114 to 1430 code for a protein of 438 amino acids.